Messenger RNA from Triplophysa rosa, 5016 nucleotides. It is a transcript of the gene strip2, whose product is annotated as striatin interacting protein 2. Gene Ontology annotation, cellular component: cytosol. The transcript has 22 exons. Gene Ontology annotation, biological process: cytoskeleton organization. The record is from RefSeq and is a predicted model, not a curated record. The coding region runs from base 80 to 2602 and encodes 840 amino acids. NCBI's taxonomy places the organism in Eukaryota, Metazoa, Chordata, Actinopteri, Cypriniformes, Nemacheilidae.
UCUGAACUUGGAAUCCAACAGCAUCUGUUUCAAUGUGACAGUGUGUUUCCGUGCGCACAUCACCGCCACAGCCUCACAGAUGCAGCAAAGCGACGAUAUGGAGGUACCUUUACUUAAUGAUACUAACAGUAACAGACAGAAGUCUCUGGGUCCUGAGUGGGAUGGGUUCAGCCAUCAGCAGAAGGAUUCGGAGGGGUCUAUGGAGUCCCCCAACCUGGAGUUUGAAUAUGGGGACACUGACAGCUUCACCGUGGAGCUCUCUGAGCUGUACAGCUACACAGAAGAGCCAGAGUUCAGUCUAAACAGAGACUACUUUGAGGAAGACUUCAAGAAUCACGUGAAGGGUCAGAGGUGGAUGGAGUUGAGUCUGGAAGAGCAGAAGGCUUAUGUGAUGAGACUGUUGGAUGCUCUGGAGGUUACUGACCGAGACAAAAGGCUCAAAGUGUCUCGAGCCAUCCUCUAUCUGGCUCAAGGUGUGUUUGAUGAAUGCGACACAGAGACGGAUGUCCUCUACUGGUCUCGACACAAUGUUUUCCUUCUUUACGAGAUGGGCAUCUUCACUGCUCUCCUGGAGCUCCUCAGCAUGGAGAUCGAUAAUAAUCAGGCAUGCAGCAGCGCUUUAAGAAAACCAGCCAUAUCCCUGGCAGACAGCACUGAGCUCAGGGUUCUUCUAAGCAUCAUGUAUCUGAUGGUCGAGACCAUUCGUGUGGAGUCAGACGGUGACAUCCCUGAGAGAAAGGCAGCGAGAGAGGCCUUCAAAACAGAGUUGGGUUCACCCCUUUAUAAUGGAGAACCAUUUGCCCUCCUCCUCUUCACCAUGGUAACCAAGUUCUGCAGUAUGAAUGCACCCCAUUUCCCUAUGAAGAAAGUGCUGCUCUUACUGUGGAAAACUGCUUUGUUCACACUGGGAGGUUUCGAGGAGUUGCUGGAGAUGAAGGUGAGAACGCGAGAGCGACUGAAUCUGCUGCCUCUCCCCGAGGACAGCAUUAAGGUGGUGCGAAACAUGCGGGCCGCCUCUCCUCCCGCCUCGGCCAUUGAGCUCAUCGAGCAGCAGCAGCAGCAGAAGAGAGGACGCAGAAGUCGCAGGAGUGCCUUUGUUGAUAGCUUGGAAGGAGACAGUCCCUAUGCCAAGAAACAGCCCCUGGUCAAGCAGGACAGUCUGGACACCUACAACGAACGGGACCCCUUCAAAAAUGAUGACGCCCGGGACGACGAGGACGACCCUGAGGAUGUGGACAGCGGCAUCGAGGGAGAAGUCGACCCACUCGACAGAGAUGUCAUUAUCCAGCCGCCACCGCCUCCACCACCACUGAGACCCCCAACGGAGAGAGGGUCCUUCCCUAAAGGACUGCCCUGGGCCCCUAAAGUCAGAGAGAAAGACAUCGAACACUUCCUGGAAACCAGCAGAAAUAAAUUUAUCGGCUUCACUUUGGGAAAUGACACAGAGACUCUGGUUGGUUUGCCCCGGCCGAUUCACGAGAGUGUGAAGACUCUCAAACAGCACAAGUAUGUCUCCAUAGCAGAGGUUCAGAUCAAUAGAGAGGAGGAGCUACAGCAGUGCCCCAUGACUUUGGGGGAGGAGGAAGUGGAAGAAGCACCUGCAGAGGUUCUAUAUUUGGGAAUGCUGCCCAGUCUGUCACAGUAUGUAAUCGCUCUAUUGAAGCUCCUACUGGCUGCGGCUCCAACAUCCAAAGCAAAGACAGAUUCCAUCAACAUCCUAGCUGACGUUCUGCCAGAGGAGAUGCCAAUCACAGUCCUCCAGAGCAUGAAGCUGGGCAUUGAUGUGAACAGACACAAGGAGAUUAUCGUCAAAGCCAUUUCAGCUCUUCUGCUACUCCUGCUGAAACAUUUCAAACUCAACCACAUAUACCAGUUUGAAUACGUGGCGCAACAUUUGGUCUUUGCCAACUGCAUCCCCCUCAUCCUCAAAUUCUUCAACCAGAACAUCAUGUCCUACAUCAGUGCCAAAAACAGUAUAUGUGUCCUGGAUUUCCCUCAUUGUGUUGUUCAUGAAAUGCCUGAGCUCACAGCUGAAAGCCUGGAAGCUGGAGACAGUAAUCAGUUCUGCUGGCGUAAUCUCUUCUCCUGCAUCAACCUGCUUAGGAUCCUCAACAAAAUCACCAAAUGGAAACACUCCAGAACUAUGAUGCUUGUGGUCUUCAAGUCUGCUCCCAUACUGAAGCGAGCGCUCAAGGUGAAACAAGCCAUGAUGCAGCUGUAUGUCCUCAAACUCCUCAAGAUGCAGACCAAGUAUCUGGGGCGACAGUGGAGAAAGAGCAACAUGAAGACCAUGUCCGCCAUUUAUCAAAAAGUCAGACAUCGACUAAACGACGACUGGGCGUAUGGGAAUGACAUUGACGCUCGACCGUGGGACUUCCAGGCCGAGGAAUGCGCGCUCCGUGAGAGCAUCGAGAAGUUCAACACGCGACGUUACGAUAAGAAUCAGAACAGCGAGUUUACACCCGUAGACAACUGCCUCCAAAGCGUCUUAGGACAGCGCGUCGACCUGCCCGAAGACUUUCAUUACAGCUAUGAGCUGUGGCUAGAAAGAGAGGUCUUCUCACAACCCAUCCAAUGGGAAGGUCUGCUACAGGCCCAGUGAUGGAGAUCACAGUGUUAUGGAGGUGCUUUUGUGUGGGAAAGACAUUUUUAUUCUUUGUUAAACCGACACUGUUACUGUGGACUCACAAUCAACACACCAAUACUCAAGAGCAUUAAUGGCCUGCUGUUCCUGCUUUGUAAAUAGAGAUAUACCUGUAUAUGUGAUUGUGAAUAUAGCAUACGGGAUGGCGGUCUUCAUUUGAUAAUUCUGUGUUUAAGGAGCAUGGCUCAUCUGGUGCUUUGGGCAAACUUAUAUAUAUAUUCUGCGUAUGAAAUGAGAUAUAUCUUCAAUAACUGAAGCACACUUUAUGUAUCUGAACUGCACAACUACAGUAUUUUAAUGUAUCUGCUAAAAUGUACUUGUAUGUGACUUCUGUUUGUUAUGUCAUUUUUGUGCUUGCACAUAUAUACUUCAUUGGUUUGUAAAAUACCCUUUCUUGAAUCUUCCACUUGUGAUUCUGAAGCAGGGUCUUUCAGGUGCAGGUGCAUAAAGUCAUUCAAACUUUAGAUGUGUCUAAACUUUACUUAUUAUUGAUAUUGUGUUAAAUAGGAUGGUGUCCUUGUUCUUGUGAAUUCAAUGCUUCACUUUCUUUUGUCCCCGUGUAUGACAUCACACAAAGAGUGUGCGCUGCACAAUACACACAUUCAAAGUGUCCUUGGUGACUGUAAUGUCACCCACACCUAAAACACGGUAUUCAAUGAAUGGUGCUGAUUUUUACCACUUUAUUUCUCUACUUUUUUGUCUAAUGCUCUGCAAAGAUGAGGUCUUAUAAAAGUGAAGAACUCCAAGUUUGUUCAUUGUCAAAAGAAUUUGUUUAAUUUUUACUUCAUAAAAACACAAAGGAUAUUUACACACGUUGUUUUGCAUUCAUGGGUUUGUUUUAACACACCUCGCAACAUAAUUUCUUUGUUUGUAGAUUGUCAUUGUUUUGUACUAAAUUAAGGUGCUUUUGAAUUACACUACCUAUCCAUGCCAAAUACAACAACACUUCUACAUUUUAUAUGUAAAAUGACUUCUUGUACCUGUACAGAGUCCAUUGUAUGUGAAUGUGACUUGAUGUAGGAGUCUUUAAUAAAUUAUAAAGAGUUUAAACAAUCUUGAGCAAUUCUCUUACUGCAAUGCAAUAAACACAUAUGCAUGCAGUUGCUUUAUCUGGCCACAAGAUGGCGAAUUGAUGCUAGAAACUGUGCUGGUGGAUCAGGGUUUGAACUCCUGCCUUAAAUGUCUUGAUUGAAAUCUCACAGCUUUGAAGUUUGUUUAAUCAAAACAAGAAACCCAACAAACACACACACACACACACACACACACACACACACAUACACCAGAAAAUAAAAAAACAAUAUAUGUACACAAGGCCCAACCAGUGGCUCAGGGGAAAGAGCACUAACACCUAAUGCAGGUGCCCAAGGGUUCAAGUCCAGGCUCUGAGAACUUUUAAGUGUUCAUUAUCAUAUUUAAUGCCGUUCUGAUGAAAGUAAAUAUAAAUAGGCCAGGAAAAGUGUCAUGAAUGUGCAGGACCCAGUGCUCUAGGGGAUUGGAUGUCAAAGCUGUUUUUUGUUAUGGGGUUCAGAUCUGAAGAAAUAGAUACACACGCCCGAAGAAUUAUCACAAGCGUGCAUGGCACAGUAGCUCAGGAUAGCACUGAAACUGAAACAAGAGGCUGCAGGUCCCAGCGGCUUAGUGGUAAUUGUGCUGGCAUGAAAACAGGUGGCAAAGAGUUCAAGGCUGAAUGAAUACACUUUAAGUGUUCAGCAACAUAUCUUAUGCACACCUGGUUAAAGAAAAAGAUGAAUACGCCCGGAGAACCAUCUCAAGUGUGCAGGACCCAGUGGCUCAGGUGGAAGAGCAGUGCAAAUGGAUCCAGAGGUUCAGGCUUCAAAGCCAGCUGGUGGCAAAUCAUGCACACAACAACCAGGAGAGGUCGGAGGCACUGAAGGAGAGGAGCCACCACCACCAGAGGCAGAAGUCCAGGAUGGAACCAUCGGAAGGCACAACACCAGAGGCCAUGACAGCAUUCCCUAACUGUGAAGGGGGGAGACGUUGGAGUGUGUCUCCCCCCGAGGUUCACGAGCAUGUAAACAAGGGGUUAUGCAGCAGAUGCCAAAACUUUUCCACCAUGCUUGUAGCUACAAAAUUUAACCUCAACAAGCCAUCAAAUGCAUCCACUUCUUCAAUCUGAACCACCCACCUGACUUCUGUGUAUUCCAACCAUUUUGCUGCCCCACAAGUGGUGUUUUUCAACCCAACCUACACCACCAUUCACAGAUGCAGGUCAAUACCUGGCCUCAAACCCCAGACCUCUUGAUCUAAGGGUGGUGCUCCUUACAGCUGAGCCACUGGACACUGCAUGCUCAAGUUAGUUCUCCUGGUAAUUUUAUCCUUUUUAUUGAAACCUGAAACACAUAAGAAUCAUC